AGCAAGUUCGUUUUUUGCUCUGACCUUCUCUCCGCUCCUGCUUUCGCCGGGAGAACACGACCAAGAUCGAUAGAGAGGCCGCUUGGUGGAUCUGCAUCGACUGUAGAUGGCACCGAAGAGCGUGCUGCUACCGGUGUCCGAUCCCCCGCCGCCGCCUCUACGAGGAGUGGACGACAACGCCCCCCUCUUCCGAGGAUCCGCCAUGACAAGGCGAGGUGCCUUUGCAGCCAUCUCCUACAUGUCCUGCGCAGUUCUUCUGGUUAUGUUCAAUAAAGCAGCUCUAUCUUCGUAUAAUUUCCCGUCUGCUAAUGUUAUUACUCUUUUUCAGAUGAUCAGUUCAAUGUGCCUGCUUUAUGCAAUGAGGCGAUGGAGGAUUAUUUCUUUCGCAAAUGGUGAAUCACAUAAAACAGGCUUGGUGCCACUUCAAACUGUUUUGCAUACCCUUCCUCUGUCUAUCGCAUAUUUACUUUACAUGUUGGCUGUAAUGGAGUCUGUUCGUGGAGUAAAUGUUCCAAUGUAUACCACACUUAGACGUACAACUGUUGUAUUUACGAUGAUUGUAGAGUACUUACUUACGAGGCAAAAAUACACAUAUCCCAUUGUCGGAAGUGUUGUGUUGAUUGUCCUUGGAGCUUUUGUUGCUGGAGCUCGAGACCUAUCCUUUGAUUUUUAUGGCUAUGGCAUGGUCUUCACUGCUAACAUGACAACUGCAAUUUAUCUAGCAACGAUAAACCGCGUUGGAAAAUCCAGUGGACUAAACAGCUUUGGGCUCAUGUGGUGUAAUGGAAUAGUAUGCGGACCAAUUUUGUUAUUCUUGACGUAUAUUCGUGGUGAGUUGGAACUUACAAUGAACUUUCCUGAUCUUCAUUCGCUUGGUUUUCAGGCUUUGAUGCUAUUUUCCUGCAUCUUGGCAUUUUUCUUGAACUACUGCAUUUUCUUGAACACGACCUUGAACUCUGCUCUCACACAAACAAUGUGCGGAAAUCUGAAGGAUCUGUUUACCAUCGGACUUGGCUGGUUGUUGUUUGGUGGGCUUCCAUUCGAUGCGUUGAAUGUCAUCGGCCAAGCUCUUGGUUUUGUGGGCUCUGGCUUUUAUGCAUACUGCAAGAUCAAAGGAAAGUAGAAUUUCAUCAGUUUAUCUCGUGUAUCCGUGAUACUAUUCGAGCUCCAAAAUCGGCCGUCCAUGGCUACAUCUGCGAUGGAGCUUUGAAGAUCAAGCAAGUCUCAUCCAGGUGGCUUGGAUGCAAGUAAUCCUUGUCUGCGCUAAUUUUUGUUUAGAGCUGAUAUUUUCACAUAUCCCCCUUCCGAUCGACGUGAUAUACAGUUAUAAGAAAUUAAAUAUUGGAUGCUGACGUUGUAUCACCUGCAUAGGUUCCAGGAUAUCAUUGUUUUUGCAGAUGCUGAACUUGAAUAUAUUUAUGUACUCACAUCAUUCACCCCUCCCAAUUAUAAUUUAUAUGCAAUUGUGUGA
This is a messenger RNA of Zingiber officinale, 1471 nucleotides long. Its product is annotated as UDP-N-acetylglucosamine transporter UGNT1-like. NCBI's taxonomy places the organism in Eukaryota, Viridiplantae, Streptophyta, Magnoliopsida, Zingiberales, Zingiberaceae. Bases 107 to 1123 code for a protein of 338 amino acids. Gene Ontology annotation, molecular function: GDP-fucose transmembrane transporter activity; antiporter activity. The record is from RefSeq and is a predicted model, not a curated record. The transcript is spliced from 10 exons. Gene Ontology annotation, cellular component: Golgi apparatus.